UUUUAAUUCGGCAGACGAGUAGUCAUAUUCCAAAAUGGCAGACAAGGAGAGUCUUCUCUCAAACGGUUCUAUCGAAGCAUCUGGUUAUGUGGUCAAAAAUAAGGGCAAUUCUAAGCUGCCAUGCACCUUUGGAGCCGGUUUUAUACUGUUCUGGACGCUUCUCUUCUUUGCCGUUGUGAUUCCAUUUUUCUAUCGCUUGCCCACGGCUCUGACAAUGGAGGAUGCCAAGAAAAAUGAAUUCAUUGCUGAGCGUGCGUACAAGGAUCUGUAUGCUCUAUCUGAUAUUGGCAAUAAGUUGACUGGCAGCAAGGAAAAUGAGGUGGAUGCAGUUAAUUUCAUACUCAGCAAGUUGGCAGCAAUUAAGGACGAUAUGCUAAGCGAAUACUUCGAUAUGGAAAUCGACUUAUCGCAGGCUUCCGGCGCUUUCGGCUCUGGUACUACGCUUAAUCUUUACCAAGGUGUUCAGAACAUCGCUGUGAAGCUAACGCCCAAGCAGAGCACGAGCCAGUCAUAUCUGGUCGUCAACAGCCAUUUCGACUCCAAGCCGGCUACUGCGUCUGCGGGUGAUGCUGGCUUUAUGGUUACUGUUAUGUUGGAGGUCCUGCGUGUCAUUGCAACAACAAAACAGCACUUCGAGCAUCCAAUUGUUUUUUUGUUCAACGGAGCUGAAGAAAUUGGUCUGCUAGCCUCACAUGGCUUUGUAACUCAGCACAAAUGGGCCCCAAACUGCAAAGCUCUUAUUAAUCUUGACGCUGCGGGGAGUGGUGGUCGGGAAAUUCUCUUUCAAACUGGGCCAAACCAUCCGUGGCUUGUAAAGUACUACAAAAAAUAUGCCAAACAUCCUUUUGGUACCACGUUUGCAGAGGAAAUUUUUCAAGCAGGCAUCAUCCCAUCAGACACAGACUUUCGACAGUUCAGAACGUAUGGCAAAAUACCAGGCCUGGAUAUGGGUCAAUGUAUCAAUGGAUUUAUCUACCAUACCAAAUAUGACCUUAUCGAUGUGAUUCCUCGUGAAUCCUUCCAGAACACAGGCGACAAUGUGCUCAGCCUGGUUAGGGGAUUGGCCAAUGCAACUGAGCUCUAUGACAUUCAGGCACAUGAGGCUGGACACACUGUCUUCUUCGAUUUCCUGGGACUUUAUUUCAUUUACUAUUCAGAGUCGACGGGAAUAUUGAUGAACUACGUCAUUUCUGUAGCUGCAUUGACUUUCAUUUUCAUUUCAAUGCAGCGCAUGACUGCCGGCUGCAAGGUCUCAUUUUCACACGUCGUAUGCUGGUUUAUCUUGGUGCUCAUCGUGCAGGUUGUGUGUUUUGUACUCGGACUGGCACUUCCUUUGAUAGUUGCAAAUGUAUUUGAUGAUUGGGGACUAUCGCUGGCAUAUUACAGCACUCCGCUGCUAGUAGUCGGUCUAUACGUGAUUCCCUCACUAAUUGGCCUCAGUUUACCGCUUACCAUCUACUAUGCGGUGCAACGCAACCAUAAAAUAUCAACUGCCUACCAUGUCCAAUUAGCAUUGCAUGCGCAGGCCGUUCUCCUCACUCUUCUGACCGUAGGUCUUACAGCGUACGGCCUGCGUUCAACAUAUAUUGUCGCGAUUCCACUGGCCUUUUACGUGUUAUCGUUGGGCUUUAACUUAUUAACAACUCUGCACGAUCGCGGCUAUGCCUGGACGGGUGUCCUCAAAAUAAGCCAAAUAAUUCCGUUCUUGUAUAGCAGCUACGUCGUAUACUUAUUCAUCGUCAUACUGACACCAAUGGGUGCACGUGCAGGCAGCGCCACUAAUCGGGACUUGUACAUUGCUGUCUUAGCAGGAAUAGGAACUGUGCUUUCGUUUGGUUUCCUGGUUCCACUAAUCAAUACCUUCCGACGGCCCAGCUUUGUCAUAUUCACACUGAUCGGAAUUACAGCUCUAUCCAUAUUAUUGGCUAGCAGCACACAACUGGGAUUCCCGUAUCGACCAAAGACUAACGGACAACGUGUUGCCUAUCUGCAAGUGCGAAACAUGUUUUACGAGUUCGAUGGAACUCUUAGCAAGGACGAGUCGGGCUAUCUGUUUAGUUUCCAGGAUAGGCGAGAAGAAACCCCCUUCUUGGGACAAGUGAAUCUGACUGGACUGGUCAGCCUGAAACCGAACUGCGAACGCCACAUGCUGUGUGGCAUGCCAUUAUAUGAGUUUAGAUACGUUGAAAAUCGGCUGCAGAGCAAAUGGUUACCUCGCUCCCAGCCAGUUGUACCACCCGAACCAACCACAUUAAGUGUGCUAAACAAAACAAUUGUGAACAGCACAACUGUCCGGUUUGAGUUCAGCUUGGCAGGACCGACGUUCAUGAAUUUGUUUAUCCAACCUUAUGAAGAUGUGACCUUAACUGACUGGUCAUUUCCGAGCAGCAUCAAUGUAGAACCAACUUCGACUCUGCCAUAUAUUAUAUAUAUUGUGAUGGGCGUUGAUAGGUCUCCUUUGCUCUUCAACCUGGAGUUUUCGAAACCAAAUGGCAACUUCAAUGUACCCUUAUUCCAACUGGGAGUCUCUGGACAUUAUAUUCAGAAUGAAGGCGAUGCCGAAAGUGUUAAGUUCGCAUCCUCAUUUCCCUCAUAUUCCAUUUUGGCUCAAUGGCCAGCAGUGUACCUGAGAUACAUUUUUUAAAGACCCUGUUAAAAUCGAAACUAUUUGGAUUUAAGAUUUCUAUUAUUUUGUAAAUCUAAUUCGGAAUAAAUACAAUUAAUAUUUAUAACUUUUUAAUUACUAAUCUUAAGUAAUGCGAUGAUCUAGGCUCAAAUAAACAUAAAAGAGCAUGUCAAUGUCCCAAAUUUAUAUAUAUAAAAGCUAAUGCACCCGCAUAGCCCCACUUUCCAGCAUAG
Drosophila hydei is the source of this 2859-nucleotide messenger RNA. RefSeq names its product endoplasmic reticulum metallopeptidase 1-like. NCBI's taxonomy places the organism in Eukaryota, Metazoa, Arthropoda, Insecta, Diptera, Drosophilidae. The transcript has 10 exons. The coding region runs from base 35 to 2644 and encodes 869 amino acids. The record is from RefSeq and is a predicted model, not a curated record. Gene Ontology annotation, molecular function: metalloexopeptidase activity. Gene Ontology annotation, biological process: proteolysis.